Molecule: messenger RNA, 1554 nt
Organism: Leptosia nina
Lineage: Eukaryota; Metazoa; Arthropoda; Insecta; Lepidoptera; Pieridae
Source: the annotation of a GenBank genome assembly
AUGGAAGCGAUAGUAAGCAAUAAGCACGAGUCGAGUGCUUUUAUUUUAAAAAUGGCGACUACAGAAAAGAAUCUUGAAAAAUGUGAAAAAGACGAAAAUGAGCACAAAAGUUUAAAUGGCAGUGCGAUAAACUUGAAACGAGAAUUGGGACUGUUCUCAGCAGUUAAUCUAAUACUAGGCGUAAUGAUUGGUUCAGGGAUAUUUGUCUCUCCCGCAUCUGCCCUCCAAUACUCUGGUUCUGUAGGCGUUUGUCUGAUUAUUUGGACAGUGUCUGGAGUUAUAUCCUUAUUAGGAGCAUUGUCAUUUGCGGAACUGGGUACGGUUCUCGGUGAAUCUGGAGCUGAGUACGCGUACUUUCGGGAGGCCUUUGGAAAAAUGCAUAAAUUUUGGGGUCCACUACCUUCAUUCAUCUGUGCUUGGAUUUAUGUGGUGAUAUUGCGACCGGCAGAAGUCGCUAUUAUUGUGAUGACUUUUGCUCAAUAUGCAAUUCAACCCUUCACAAAGGAUUUAGAUGAUGAUUACAAAUCUGCAGCUAUUAAACUGACGUCCUUAUUAGCCCUAUUUAUUAUGACCUAUAUUAAUAUAACAAGCGUGAAGCUGUUUGUAAAAGUACAAAAUGUAUUUGGCAUAUGUAAAAUAUUUGCAUGCCUGGUUGUCAUUGGAGGAGGGAUAUACGUGCUUGCUUCUGGCAACACGGAGAAUUUAAAAAAAGGUUUCGACGGUGAAAAAACGAGUGUUGGUGGUGUUUCCCUAGCCUUAUAUUCGGGGUUAUGGGCCUAUGAUGGUUGGAGCAGUGUUACAGUAGUAACAGAAGAAAUAAUCAACCCUGCUGUGAAUGUCCCGCUGAGUAUCUCCAUAGCGGUACCCCUGAUCACGGCACUGUAUGUCUUUAUGAACGUGGCUUAUAUGUCGGCGCUAAGUUUCGAUGAAAUGACGUCGGUUCCUGCUGUGGCAGUUGCUUUUGGAGAACGAGUGCUUGGCCCCGCUAGUUUCUUGAUACCCCUCGGUGUGGUUAUCGCCACUUUUGGAUGUGCUAUGAGCGUACAAUUUGGUGUGAGCCGGGUGUGUUAUACAGCAGCGCGCGGUGGUCACAUGAUCGAGGCGUUUUCAUUUGUCAACGUUAAAAGACUGACCCCGGCUCCAGCAGUUGCCUUACAGGCAUUCAUUACGUCGAUAUUCAUCAUAGUUGGCAACAUCGCGACAUUGAUACAGUUUGCUAGCUGGUUCCUGUGGUUCUUCUACGGAUUGGCCAUGGUGGCCUUACUCGUGCUAAGAAAAACCCACGCCCACAAACCACGUCCAUAUCGAGUACCAACGCCGGUCCCCUGCUUUGUGUUGCUAAUCGCAAUAUUCCUAUCGGUAUUGCCAAUAAUACACGAGCCGUCGCUGAAAUAUAUAAUGGCGAUUGCAUUUAUAGUCAUCGGCGUUGGAGUUUACACACUAUUUGUGUAUUACAAGAAAACGCCGACGUAUUUACUGCAUAAAUUUACAUUCCUGAUACAAGUGCUAUUUCAAAGUGUGCCGCCUAACAUUCCCAAUAAUCGUGAAGACUGA